Molecule: messenger RNA, 2277 nt
Organism: Mytilus californianus (California mussel)
Lineage: Eukaryota; Metazoa; Mollusca; Bivalvia; Mytilida; Mytilidae
Exons: 11
Coding region: 46-2277 (743 amino acids)
Source: RefSeq, a predicted model, not a curated record
UAUUUUUUUGUAUGUCACUGUGACAGUGUCAUCUGAUUUUUUUGUAUGAAACAUUAUUUUGCAGUUGAUGGCCAAUGGUCAUCCUGGAGUAGUUGGUCAAAGUGUUCUCCAGAUUGUGGAGAUGGUUUCCACUUCCGAUCACGUGAAUGUGAUCAUCCUGCUCCUUCAGAUGGUGGAUUCAAAUGUUUGGGUAAAACCUACCAAGAAGAGCCAUGUGUUGGGCUGGUGUGCACUGAAAAAAGUGAAGUUAAUCCUAUUCUGUCAUCAUGGUCUAAUUUUCAUGCAUGUACAGUACCAUGCGGAAAAUAUGGAACAGCCAAAAAAGAAAGACAAUGUUUAAACCCACAUUUGUGUCCUAAUGGAUUGAAGACUCAGAAAAUUAUAAUUGAAAAACCAUGUUAUUUAGGUGCAUGCCCAAGUGAGUUUGAUAAACAUGAUUUAGAUAUGUCACCUACCUCUAGGGUAUUCCAGAGAGAUAAACCACCUGAUGAUGAGGCUGACGUUGAUCCAAUGAACCCUUUUAUAGAGGAUUAUUACACAUCUUGGUCGACUUGGACUAAGUGUUCAAAGACUUGUGCUACAGGUAUUCGAGAAAGAUUCAGAGGUUGUAAGAAUAUAACAGGGUUAAGAUGCAAGGGAGAAAGAUGGCAAGUACAACCCUGCAAUUUGGUAAAUUGCCCAGUAAUGGGUGGAUGGAGUGAAUGGGAGACCUGGACUGUAUGUAGUGUUACCUGUGGAUUUAAUGGUAUACGAACAAGGUACAGACGAUGUGACAAGCCGUAUGCUAUGUUUGGUGGUUCCUGUGUUGGUAUAAGUGAAGAGACAACACAGUGCCAGAAAACAGUAAAGUGUGAUGAAAGGAUAUCUUACAGUGACUGGUCGACUUGGUCAGGAUGCUCCAAGUCCUGUGGUAAUGGUGAAAAAUUACGCACUAGGAAAUGUAUUAAGCCAAAAAAGAAUCGAAUUGUUUGUUCUAGGUCAGAUACUAAAGUCAAGUCUCGGUGUAAUAUUAAGCCUUGUCCAACUACCAUUCACAAGGGUGUGUCAUUGAAAAAUGGAUAUUUGCUUUAUAAAAAAAGAGGUUAUCCUGCAGGAUAUUAUUCUCUGUUUUUGUUAUUUAAACCAACAAGUAACAAGAAAGCACAUUUAUUGAAGCAUGAAUAUAAUGGAUGUAAAAAUGAGAUGACAUGUAAGAAUUCUCUUGAGCUAAUUAUUGAUGAGAACAAAGUACUAGUCAAUAUGAACAGUUCCGGUACUAUAGUGAAGAUGAAAACAGAGGAUGAAUCUAUACAGGCAAAGAAAUGGCACAACAUAUAUUUACAUCUAUCUGAAGACCGAAUGUUUCUUAGAUUAGAUGAAGGCAAAAAAUAUGAAACAAAGCUGGAGGCUGACAAGAAAAUAAAAAUCAACUUUGAUGGAUUUACUCGAAUUGGAUCAUUUUCUGGAGAUGUAGCAUCAUUACGAAUGAAUUUGAAGGAAUAUGCAUUGGAAAAAGAAAGAUCUAGAUCAUUUACUUCUCCUAAAAAAUCAAAAAACAACACAAAUGUCAUAUUUAAAGCAGACUCUGUCAAUGGAAUAGUUGGUUAUUCUUUGUUUAGAGGAAAUUCCUUCGUCAAAAUACCUGUGAAGGCAAAUGAAGCUCUAAAAGUAGAACUGGUUUUUCUGGCAAUUUCAACUGAUGGGGUAUUAUUCUUCAACAAGGGAAAAACAGCAGGAUCAUAUGUGUAUAUCAUACUUAUCAAAGGGACAAUGAAAAUGUGUGUUUCAAUUGGGCAAUCAAAAAAAUGUGAGACAAUACUGAAUAUCAACAUUUAUAAAUGGUAUUCCAUAAGUCUUCUAGUUAGUGGACAAAAACUUGAAUUAAGAGUCAAUGAGGGUAGUGCAUUUCAAGUGUCUUUUCUUGAACAUGAGUAUUACCCAGCUACUCCAGUUUGCAUUGGGGGAGGUGAAAAAGAAGAUCUUUUCAUGUAUUUAAUGGUCAUUGGAAUAAAAGAGGGCUUUCAAGGAGUCAUUCAUGAAAUAACAGUCAAUGAUAAGACUUUUGAAAUGCAUGCAAAACCUAUCUUAAAUGACAUGGGAAUCAUAUCAUCUAUAGGAUUAACUAAUCCAGAACGUGUGAGUGUUGCAUAUGAACACCAGGAGAGUGAAGUAAAGUUCCGCUGUGAUUACACAGACUAUAAGGAGGAGAGUGGUAACUCGAUGGUGGAAUGGUUUAAAGAAGAUUUUCUCGUCGACUUGAGCAAUUUAGUGAAAAUUAAUCACAAGUUAAGUAUCUAG